UAAAAAUUAGAAUGGAUGGCACAACAUUAGAACACAAUGUAAGUUACUUGUACAGCUGGCAAAGGGAAGUGGAUACAAGAAAUGUACACAUUGGACUGUUAUGUUGGGCUGGCGUCAUCUUUGUUUUCAUGAUUCUUAACAAUGGUUUGCUCAUAACAGUAGUUCUAAAACAUAAAUACUUGCAGACGCCUCCAAAUAUCAUAGUCUUGAACAUAGCAAUAGUUGACUUCAUACAAGGAUUAUUUGGAAUGCCGAUUCGAGAAUCUAUGACAUAUGAAUAUGACAUAGCAAGAGGUGUCGUUCUAGGAAUGGUUGAUAAAAAAUACGUUUGCUUCUUGCGAAUAUUCUUUACGCUUCUUAGUACAGGUGGCGAAUUGUUCCUUUUUGCCACACUGGCAAUAGAACGCUUUGUAGCAAUUGUGUUGCCAUUUCGUUAUGAUCGUUGGAUGUGUAAGAGAAAUACGAUUUUACUGAGCUUGUUGUGUUGGGUUCUUGUAUUCGUCAUCACUGCCCCUGCAUUCUUUGUCUGGAACAGGUGGGACGUCAACAAACAGUGUUCAGUACAGAACACACUUCUUAAUGUUUAUAACUCAGCCGUCUUGAAUCCCAUUGUUUACGCUUCGAUGGCACUAACGGCAGGCUUGUAUGGGAAGAUAUUCUGGGUUGCAAAAAUGAAGCGCUCGCAGAUUCUGGCUCAGAUUCAAGCCGUGGACCAUGCCAAAGCUGUGGCAUAUAAACGUAGCUACAAGAUCCUGAAAAACGUAGUAACAAUCUUAGGUUUAUUUAUACUAUCAUGGAUUCCAUUACUUUUCGUGAGAAUCGUUCUGACGCGCACAAGUCUCGAUUCGGGCACGAUCUUUCUACUAAUGAGUAUCACAUACAAAAUCUUAUUGGUUAAAUCUGUGGUUAAUCCAAUAAUAUUCUGUAAGAAAGACAGGAGGUUACGAAUGGCGGUAUUAAAACUGGUACGUUUACGUCAACAAAAUGAAGAAGUUUACUUCAUAUCUGAUGGGUCGAGGAGCACGACCACCAGAUUGUCUCUUGAUGAUAAUAAUGGUGCAGCUGGGGUCGCAACAAGAGACGCUAGAGAUGGAAGAGGUACUGAAGUACCAAAUAGCACAGAAUGUUCAGUGGUGAAGUUUUAAAUGUCAUCAACUACAUGGUUUUGUUUGGG
Owenia fusiformis is the source of this 1174-nucleotide messenger RNA. The record is from the annotation of a GenBank genome assembly. Lineage: Eukaryota; Metazoa; Annelida; Polychaeta; Sabellida; Oweniidae.